UGCGACAUGCGUUGUACAAUCCCACUGGGCAGUCCAUGUUGUGAACCUCAGUGCUCCCUGAGAACUCAAGCUGGGGACAAACACAUUCUGCUCAGAAAACAAUAAUUGUCAAAGGAGCAUGCAGUUGUCUGUAAUCCUUCUGUUUCUCCAACUGUGGGGGAAUGUGGAAGUCUCUCUAUCACAGAAUGUGUGUUCGAAGCUCCCAGAUGUUCCUCACGCCCUUGUGUCAGAAGAGACAAAAAAAACUGAGUACCAAGAAGCAGACGUGAUACAUUUCACUUGUGAACCUGGUUAUAUAUCAGGUCAAACCUCCAAAUAUGUAUGCGCAAGCGAGGGCUGGCUUACAGUCCAUCAGGGAACGUGCUACUCAUGUUCAACGCUCCCAGAUGUUCCUCACGCCCAUGUGUCAGAAGAGACCAAAAAAGCUGAGUACCAAGAAGCAGACGUGAUACAUUUCACUUGUGAACCUCGUUAUAUAUCAGGUCCAACCAUCAAAUAUGUAUGCACAAGCAAGGGCUGGCUGGCAGUCCGUCAGGGAACGUGCUACUUUUCAGCUUCAAACUGUGACCCCCCGCCUGCAGAUGGAGGGCUUAUAGUAAAAGGUUUACCAGAAAAUGAAGAACCCAUACUUCCUGACCAAUUCCUCACAUUCAGCUGUGAUGGUCCUGGGAAAUAUCUGAAUGGCAAUUCAGUGCUGAUAUGUGGUAAAGAUGGACAGUGGGAUAAUCCAUUCCCCUCUUGUGAAGAGAAAUGCAACGUCACAGGUGUACCAGCCAAUGUACGCAUCACCACAUAUGUACCAAACAAUCAACUGAGAAAAGGACAGAAUUUAAGGUUUGCUUGCCACAAGCGUGGAGACACUCUUCGAGGGAGAGCAUCGGUUGAAUGUUUAGCAAACGGACAGUGGAGUGAUCCCUUCCCAACAUGUGGAGCUCCUUUGGGUUGUGGGAAACCACCAGUCCUUGCAAACGGAGACACCAAGGAAAGUGUUCGAUUCCGGUACUUACAUAAUGAAAGAGUUGAAUACAUCUGUCAGAGAUGGCACGUUAUGGAGGGUGAGCCUUACAAAACCUGCAACAAUGGUGAAUGGAUUGGACAGAUGAAAUGCCUCAAACCCUGCACUGUGAACAGAGAAACCAUGAAAAAACAUAAUAUUACCUUCAGAUAUACUCGUUACGAUAAGCUGUAUUCAGAGCAUUCUGAUGAAAUUGAGUUCGUGUGUAUCAGAGGAACAAGACAUGACGGAUCAGUGAACAUGCGUCAGAGGUGUGUUGAUGGUGUGGUUCUCCUGCCCACUUGCCAGGAUGAGGUUUUCAGUAUAGCAGAGAUAAAAUGCACAGUACCCAUGAUUCAAAAUGGUUAUGUGCCUGGAGAUAUCCAAGAGUACAAAGAACAUGAAGUCCUGCAUUUUGAGUGCAAUCCUCAAUAUAAACGUGCUGAAGACAGACCUUCAAUAUGCACGAAACUAGGAAUAAGAGCAGAUUGGACCCCUACACCUGUAUGUGAACAAAUUAAAUGUAGACUGCCACCGACACUGGAAGGAACCAGGUAUGAACCUGCUUUCAGAAAUGUGUUUUCACCUGGUGACACACUAAGAGUCAUUUGUGGAGAGAAGUACUGGAUUUCUAACCAUCAGACCAAAUCAGCACUAGCUACAUGCAAAGAUGACGGACAAUGGACUGUCAGACCGGUAUGCCAAGAGGUUAUAUGCAGAAUUCCAGAAGACCCACUUGUGGUUUACUGGUAUAACAAUUGGAGGCAACAAAUAAAACUGGAUGAGACUGUAAGUUAUCAGUGUAGGUCAGGCUACAAGAGGACAGAUGGCGUCACCCGGGCCACAUGCACCAGAGACGGGUGGAGACCAAAUCCACUCUGUGAAGAGCUUGUGAGUUGUGGGGCACCACCAUUGCUUGCAGAUGGAGACCUCAAGUACACCAUGAAAAGUCAAUACAGCCAUAAUGAAAGUGUUGAAUACAUGUGUCAGGGGUACUACACCAUAGAGGGACAACCUUACAGAAUCUGCAUCAAUGGUAAAUGGACCGGACACAUAAGAUGCCUCAAACCUUGUGUUGUGAAUGAAGACAACAUCAGACAACAUAACAUAGCUUUAAAAUCUAGUGACAAUAAAUAUUUAGUUCAUGAUGAAAUAAUCGAGUUCAGGUGUGCCAGAGGAAUACCUGUCGGUGCAGUGGCAAUGCGUCAGAGGUGUAAUGGUGGUGUGAUCCUCCUGCCUACUUGCCAGUGAGAGUUUUAGUUAACUGGAAGUAAUGUACGGAGCAAAGCGUUAGACAUGUUAUUACAGUUGUCCUCCGUCUCCACUUUAAUGUUGUCACCUGUGUAUCGUAGAAAAGGAUUUCAGUCGUAGUCAUCUGGACACUGUUUUCAGAAUCAAGACGUUUCGGCUCCCAUCCGGAAGACAUUCUCAAUUGAGGGACUACACCGUCUUUUUGUCUGUUUUCUGCCUCCACAUAAGCAGCCUACCAUAUUACAAGUAAAACUCUACAUUUCUUUUUUAAGCACAAAGCUAAAUAGAUCAGACUCUCUCUUAUUUUUAAUUAUUAAUUAUUAGAAACCAAAUAAAUUGUGUUUAUUUGGUUUUAUUCAUGUUUAUAAUCUAAAACAUGUCUGAUUAUUCUCCUCUAAUUUGUCAAUUGGUACCUGCUAGAUGAUUUUGGUUUUAGUGCAUGUUUCUCUACCGUGCUACACUCUACCAUGCUACUCACUUUCAACAACAACACAAAUACAAUAAAAAAAUCAAUUUUAAACUCAUGUUCCACCCACUAUGUUGUAAAUGUGUCAAAAAUGCCAUUGGGUCUAUUCUCAUAGAAAUAUGAAGUUGUUUUUUUAAUCAGAGUACCAGAGAGGCUGAGCAAAUACAGUACAUUGUCCUGAAAUAAACUUUGUUACAGAAAUCCA
Siniperca chuatsi (mandarin fish) is the source of this 2916-nucleotide messenger RNA. RefSeq names its product complement factor H-like. The record is from RefSeq and is a predicted model, not a curated record. Lineage: Eukaryota; Metazoa; Chordata; Actinopteri; Centrarchiformes; Sinipercidae. The transcript has 13 exons. Bases 119 to 2245 code for a protein of 708 amino acids.